AUGCCGCUGCGUUCAAAUGGAUGUUACAAAUGUCGGUCUCGGAAGAUACGCUGUGACUUGACCCGACCAGGCUGCCAGCGAUGCGCCAUACAUGGAGUCAAAUGCCCAGGCUACAGGACCGAGAACCCUGGCGAUAUCGAAUUUCGAGAUCAGACGGGCCUCGUCUGGCAACGAGCGAAGGACAAUGACGACUUGAAAACCGGACAUGUCUCUAAACCACUGGAUCUGAGCCAUGAUCCUUCCCCCGGCUCAAGCUCGUCCGAAGAUUCGCUGAUCUCGGCCCAUCAGAAUCAACUGGGAAGACUGCAGAGUCCGGCUGCGAAUCGGGCCCAGCUUUACAGCGCCUUCAUGGACACCUAUAUUCCUCAGAACUUUCUGCCAGAAGAGUCAGUGUUCAAAGAUGCUCAUUUUGGGUGGCUGGGCAUGGCGGUGUCCAUUUCUGAGCCGAAGCCAGCCUUGAAGCACGCACUCGAUGCUAUCAGUCUGGUUCAGAUGGGCAGCAUGCUAAAUGAUGAGCAACUGUUGCGCAAAUCAGUGGAGUCAUAUACUCUGGGACUAAGGAGCCUGGCGCAUGCUCUCUCCAAUCCCAAAAACGUGUAUGCCGAUGACAUCAUGGCCGCCUCCUCGGUCCUAUGCCAAUGUGAAAUGUAUAAUGAGAUCAAGCAACAUGGCCAAGGCUGGCUCGGCCAUCUUCAAGGCCUGCAGAAGAUCAUAACCGCUCGUGGGCCGCGCGCUUUGAACAGCCAACUUGCGCGUAUGCUCUUCUAUCAAUCGACGCGGACUUCCUUGGCGAGCUCUCUUUUAUCACGCAAGACAUCAUACUACUCCGCCCCAAAAUGGCUGGCUGCGCAGGUCAAAGUCGAUCUCCACGAGGACUACAGCGACUCUUAUCGAUCAGGCCAGCAGAUACCCGGGCUCUUGGAACGCUGCGACAACCUCGAUGUGGACUCGCCUCACAUAAUGGAUGAUAUUGAGGAUCUGCUAUACGAUUGCGAGACAUUGCUAUCCGGUAUGAAGGCUGAAGUGGCAAUGCUGAGCUCUCGGACGGUUAAAAAUGGCAAAGCCUGUUUCACGUUGGCUGACAUCACGAACUUCACGGCUUUCACGACUCUUGUGCAAGAUCGAACGCUCGACCGGGCGUAUUGGUUCUCCAGCUAUCUCAACUGCUACCUGUACUCACAAUACUGGCUGAGGAUGUUUCUCCUGAGAGGCUGCACACAGCAGGUGCAUUCUCUUCGACAGCAGGUGGUGCCAGGUUGGAACCCGGAAAAGGAGGCCGCGGUCUCUGAAACAGAGGUACUCGGAUACGUCAUGAACUUGUGCCGGUGUAUUCCAUAUUUGGUCGAGCCGUCGAACUGCACCAUUGGGUGCAUCUGUUCUUUCUUCCCUGUCCAUAUUGCCACACAGUAUUUUCGGGACCACGGACAUUGGCAGUGGGUUGAAUGGGCGCGCUGCGUACGAAAUGCCAUUUUCAGCAAAGGGUUCAGCAUACCUGUGAAUUAUGACGAUGGGCCUUACGGUGAUCGAAUAACCGAAAGGGAUCAAGACAUCGAACGUCGCUUCAACUGGAUCGACGACAACAGCAAUUGCAUGCCUUCUGGGCCUUUUCGAUAUGCUUCUUCAGAAGCCACUUGA
This is a messenger RNA of Zasmidium cellare ATCC 36951, 1635 nucleotides long. RefSeq lists its product as uncharacterized. Lineage: Eukaryota; Fungi; Ascomycota; Dothideomycetes; Mycosphaerellales; Mycosphaerellaceae. The record is from RefSeq and is a predicted model, not a curated record. Gene Ontology annotation, molecular function: DNA-binding transcription factor activity, RNA polymerase II-specific; zinc ion binding. The transcript has a single exon. The coding region runs from base 1 to 1635 and encodes 544 amino acids. Gene Ontology annotation, biological process: regulation of DNA-templated transcription.